This is a messenger RNA of Chaetura pelagica (chimney swift), 66 nucleotides long. Its product is annotated as chitin-binding lectin 1-like. The record is from RefSeq and is a predicted model, not a curated record. The annotation marks the transcript as partial. The transcript has a single exon. NCBI's taxonomy places the organism in Eukaryota, Metazoa, Chordata, Aves, Apodiformes, Apodidae.
CCACCACCCCCCCCCUCCCCCUCCUCCCCACCACCACCAUCCUCCUCCUCACCACCACCACCCUCA